Messenger RNA from Betta splendens (Siamese fighting fish), 1430 nucleotides. It is a transcript of the gene senp8, whose product is annotated as SUMO peptidase family member, NEDD8 specific. The transcript has 2 exons. NCBI's taxonomy places the organism in Eukaryota, Metazoa, Chordata, Actinopteri, Anabantiformes, Osphronemidae. Gene Ontology annotation, molecular function: deNEDDylase activity; cysteine-type peptidase activity. Bases 135 to 800 code for a protein of 221 amino acids. Gene Ontology annotation, biological process: proteolysis. The record is from RefSeq and is a predicted model, not a curated record.
UUGUCGUAAAAUGUUUACGGUCUGCAGCACGUAUCAGUUUACGUUAGUCAUUGCAAUGAGGGGCAAGGCUGCAGCUUUCACGGUCCUUUUUAUUCGAAUGUGUCACUUCAGGUAGACCCUGACUGUGCUGGAGGAUGGACCCUGUGGUGUUGAGCUACCAGGACAGCCUGCUGCGGCGCUCCGACGUGUCCUUACUGGAAGGACCAUACUGGCUCAAUGACCAAGUCAUUGGCUUUGCCUUUGAGUACUUUGCUGCUGAACGCUUCAGAGCCCUGGGGGAGACGGUCAUCUUCAUCAGCCCAGAGGUCACUCAGUUCAUUAAGUGUGCCUCAUGCCCAGAUGAGCUAGCACUGUUUCUGGAGCCCCUGGAUCUAGCCUCUCGUCGCUGGGUCUUCCUGGCUGUAAAUGACAACUCCAACCAAACAGCUGGAGGAUCCCACUGGAGCCUUUUGCUGUAUCAUCACCGCUCCAAUCACUUUGCUCACUAUGACUCUCAAAACGGAAGCAACUCAAUGCAUGCACGGCGCAUCGCCAGCAAGUUAGAGCCUUUCUUGGGUGCAGGGAGGAAAGCGCUGUUUGUGGAAGAGCCCUGCCCGUCACAACAGAACAGCUACGACUGUGGCAUGUAUGUUAUCUGUAUCGCUGAGGCCUUAUGUGAGAAGGCCAGGGUGGAGGGUUCGCCACGCCUUCCAGUGCAAAUCAUCACCCCAGCCUACAUCACCCAGAAGAGGGCUGAGUGGUGCAGACUGAUCCAUAGUCUAGCUCAGAAUGACCUCUGCUGCUCGCUGUCUUUUGCUUAGCACAAUGAUGUCCUCUCACGAUAUGCAGAAGCGCUUUCAGCCACCCACAUAACUACUGCUGGAGCACCUGACUGAACUCCUUAAAUACAGCUUAACUAAAUAUAAAGUAUAUUUCUAUUACAGUGACUAUCAUAUAACAAAGUUUAACCGAUGAAGGAGAAGCUUAAAACAAAGCAAUCUUAUGAAUCUUUCAUGAUUUAUUGGACAAUUGGCAUCAUGUUUAACUCUUGCAUAUGCACAGCAACAUACAGUAUGUAAAGAAGAACACCAGCAUGCCUAUAAAAUGAAUUCUCUGCUUUGUGCAUAAUUAGCAAGGAUGGAGAAUAUCUCAUGUGGAAGAGGAGGCACUGACUUUAGUUUGCUCAGUUUGUUUUUUUUUAGUUUGGAGCGAAUGUAGGAGUGUUUACACAGAUUAUUGCUCAGGGUCAUUUUAAAUGAACUAGAAUUGACAGUAAGAAUGUGCAUUUAUCACUGGCUCCUUCUUUAUGUCACAUCUGGUCUGGUCAAAUAUGAAUUUUGUUUUACUAUGACGUUCUGUGGUGGAAUGUACAGUAUGUGCUCACAAGAAGCAUCAAGGCUGUUGUGACUCAAUAAAAUUUACUGUUGUCACACUUUUGCGGACAAAUACUA